Molecule: messenger RNA, 288 nt
Organism: Eremothecium sinecaudum
Lineage: Eukaryota; Fungi; Ascomycota; Saccharomycetes; Saccharomycetales; Saccharomycetaceae
Gene: QCR8
Product: ubiquinol--cytochrome-c reductase subunit 8
Exons: 1
Coding region: 1-288 (95 amino acids)
Biological process (GO): mitochondrial electron transport, ubiquinol to cytochrome c
Source: RefSeq, a predicted model, not a curated record
AUGGGAGGCGGUCCACAAGCUAAAACAUACAUGGGAUGGUGGGGUUCCAUGGGUUCUCCAAAACAAAAAUAUAUCACUUCAUACUCGGUUUCCCCAUAUGCCCAAAAGCCAUUAGCAGGUAUUUUCCAUAACGCCGUCUUCAACACUUUCAGAAGAGUCAAGGCACAAGCAUUGUAUGUGUUGAUACCAGCAGGGAUCUACUACGUUUGGUGGGCAAACUGCAGAGACUACAAUGAGUUCUUGUAUACCAAGGCGGGUAGAGAGGAGUUAGAGAGAGUAAACGUCUAG